Rhodamnia argentea is the source of this 2291-nucleotide messenger RNA. RefSeq names its product protein HOTHEAD-like. Gene Ontology annotation, molecular function: flavin adenine dinucleotide binding; oxidoreductase activity, acting on CH-OH group of donors. Bases 279 to 2018 code for a protein of 579 amino acids. Lineage: Eukaryota; Viridiplantae; Streptophyta; Magnoliopsida; Myrtales; Myrtaceae. The transcript is spliced from 6 exons. The record is from RefSeq and is a predicted model, not a curated record.
AGAAGUAGUUCACUUUAUCAUCUUGCGACCUUGCUCCUUCUUCCUCCCAUCACGUCUUCUGCAUUUCCUCUCUCGAUCCCAGGCUCCCUCGUCGCCUUCGAGGUCGGUUGGCUUCCCUUCUUCGCCGGAAUCACCACAAGCUUGUUUGGCUCGAGAGGUUCUCCAGAGAGAGAAGGCCGGCGGCAACACCCUUUAAAAGACGUCUGUCAUCCAUCUUGUUUUCUGGGGAAAAAAAACACCACAAGGCUGUGUUGGGGAAAUUCGUCGGGAAAUCGAUCAUGGUUCUUGGGUUCUGGAGGUUCCUUGGAGCUGCAUUUGCAGCAACUCUCCUCCUUCACGGAUCUUGUUCUUCGGAUGAAGCCAUCCCGACUCGGACCUAUAGCUUCAUGCGCAACGCCACAUUGGCGCCGCUAGUCUCGUACUAUGACUACAUCGUCAUCGGCGGCGGCACCGCCGGCUGCCCGUUAGCGGCGACCCUUUCUCAAAACGCCUCCGUGUUGCUCCUGGAGAGAGGCGGCUCGCCCUACGGGAACCCGAACAUCACCGACUUGGAAGCCUUCGGAGCGCCGCUCUCGGACCUCUCCCUGUCCUCUCCAUCGCAGCGUUUCAUCUCCGAGGACGGUGUCAUCAACGCACGUGCACGAGUGCUGGGUGGUGCAAGUUGCCUGAACGCCGGGUUCUACUCACGCGCCGCUCCUGAAUAUGUGAGGGAUGUCGGGUGGAAUAGGAAACUGGUGAAUGAGUCGUACGCAUGGGUGGAGAGGCUGGUGGCUUUCGAGCCCAAGAUACAGCAAUGGCAGUCGGCGGUGAGGGACGGGCUGCUAGAAAUCGGCGUGGUUCCCAACAAUGGCUUUACCUAUGACCACAUUUCCGGGACUAAGGUGGGUGGCACCAUAUUCGACCAAUUAGGCCGUCGGCACACCGCCGCCGACUUGCUGGAGUACGCCAAUCCUAAAGGCGUCACCGUCCUCCUCUACGCUUCCGUGCAUAAGAUCCUUUUCAAGAGGAAAGGAACGCCGAGGCCCGUGGCCCAUGGAGUGGUCUUCAGGGACUCGACAGGGGCCAAGCACAGGGCCUACCUCAGCCAAGGGCCCAAGAACGAGAUCAUCGUCUCGGCCGGAGCACUCGGAAGUCCGCAGCUCCUGAUGCUGAGCGGGCUGGGCCCGAAAGCCCACCUCCAGGCCCACAACAUCUCGUUGGUCGUGGACCAGCCCAUGGUCGGGCAAGGCAUGUCCGACAACCCGAUGAACGCGGUCUUCGUCCCCUCUCCAAUCCCGGUGGAGGUGUCACUGAUCCAGGUAGUCGGGAUCACCCACUUCGGGAGCUUCAUCGAGGCCGCCAGCGGUGAGAACUUCGGCGGUGGUUCCCCAACCAAGGACUAUGGCAUGUUCUCUCCCAAGAUUGGCCAGCUCGCGACGGUGCCGCCAAAACAGAGAACUCCAGAAGCCCUAGCGAAAGCCAUAGAGGACAUGAAUGGCCUCGACAAGGCGGCAUUCCAAGGCGGAUUCAUCCUCGAGAAAAUAAUGGGGCCCGUGUCCACGGGCCACUUGGAGCUCCGGAGUCGCGACCCGAACGACAACCCCUCCGUCACUUUCAACUACUUCCAGGAGCCCGAGGACCUGCGGAGAUGCGUCGAGGGGAUCUCGACCAUCGAGAGGGUCGUCGACUCCAAGGCCUUCGCCAACUUCAAGUACGACGCCAUGUCGUUCGAGUCGCUGCUGAACCUGACGGUGAGCUCGCCGGUGAACCUACUGCCGAGGCACCGGAACACGACGACGUCGGUGGAGCAGUUUUGCAGGGACUCGGUCAUGACCAUUUGGCACUAUCACGGAGGGUGCCAAGUCGGGAUGGUCGUCGACAGCGAGUACAGAGUCCUGGGCGUGGACGCGCUUAGGGUCAUCGACGGCUCCACCUUCAAUCACUCUCCCGGCACCAAUCCUCAAGCCACGGUCAUGAUGCUCGGAAGGUACAUGGGGGUCAAGAUAUUGAGCGAGAGGCUCACAAGUGAAGAGUCUUAGCAAAUCAUUACCAAAUCAUAAUCGAAGCGUUCUGAUUAUAAAAGAAGCAUGAAGCCGCACUAGGCACCAGCUUUCAAACUGGUGGGCAGAAUAUUUUUUUUUUCGUAUACUGUUUACCAAAUUCUUAUUCUUGUCCGUACCCUUUUGGAGAGAAUAUGAUGUUGGAUAUGCUUCCAUGUCCCGGAUGUCGCUGCCGAAAUUCCACAUGCAAAAAAAAUGGUGCCAUUAUCUUGCCCUAGCUUUGUUUUUUUUUUUUUUUUUUGCCCUUUCUCC